AAAAACAAUAUGGUGUGAAUGAUCCCAAACAAGAAACGAGAAGCCAUAGGCAAGGGAGCAGCUUAAAUCUUUUGGGUUUCAUUGCUGUGUUAUUUAAGCUUUUGAUUGAGGCCAUUUUGUUGUCUGAGCAGGAAUAUUAUGUGAAGAGUACACAACAGCGUACACAACAGGACAUGACCAACCAAGGGACCAACUAGGCUGCUUUAGGUUAUAGUUCCACUUUUUCUGAGCUUGUGCUCAGACCAUUUGAAUCCUAUGUAUUCUACUCUGGUGUGAUUCGUGCAGAAUAGGAAACAAAAAGUCACAAAGUACACAAGGGCAGCAUGUCUGCUUCAGAACAACUGCCAGACCUUUCAAGCUUCGAAACAAGUGAUACCAGAAGCCAAGAAUGUGUCUCCAGGCGCUUAUCAGUAGUAUCAGAAUUCCCAUUUGUACAACAGCAACUGUUCAGACUCUUUGAUAUCAUCCCAGGAUUGGAAGCCUGUGAAACCUAUCAAGGACUUUACAGCAAACGUGUAUAUGCAAUGAUUCAGUAUAGUAAUGUUGCAUCAGCUAUAUAUGCCAAAAACAGACUCAAUGGUUUUGAAUAUCCUUUUGGGAACCAUCUGCUUGUCACUUUUAUUGAAGAUGAGACUGAUGAAAUUGACCUCAUCCAUGAAAUGGCAACAGACCUGGUGAAUUCAGAGCUGUCAUCAGCAAUAUUGAAAGAUGAUUCAGUUCUUCAGCUUCUAGGCUCCUCUGAGUCCCAGUUUCCUUCCCCUUCUCUCCAAACAGAUGCUGCUCUCCCAUCAUGCAAAAGGAAAGCUCCCCGUGACUCUUCUGUGCGGGAAAGGCUUUUCAUCCUAUUUCAUCCUUAUCCCUUACCUCAAGAUGUCUUGGACAAUGUAUUAAGCCGGUUUGGAAGUUUUAUAAAUGCUUACAUUAUCCCUGGGGAAAAUAUGGCUUUUGCCAUGUUUGCAGAGAGAGCAAGUGCUAGCGACGCUAUAGCUGUAUUACAUGGGAAGACUGUGAAUGGUGUGAAGUUGAAGGUGAAACUGGCUGAUUUGCCCAUAGAGAAUUCAAAUAAAAGCUAAAUGAUGUUGUGACCAAGCAA
Molecule: messenger RNA, 1093 nt
Organism: Sceloporus undulatus (fence lizard)
Lineage: Eukaryota; Metazoa; Chordata; Lepidosauria; Squamata; Phrynosomatidae
Gene: RBM45
Product: RNA binding motif protein 45
Exons: 8
Coding region: 324-1073 (249 amino acids)
Molecular function (GO): RNA binding
Source: RefSeq, a predicted model, not a curated record